AUGAAGUGGCCCUUUUGUUUUCUAGCGCCUGCAGCUGUGGCUCUGCAGACCUUGCCCCCGAUUCAAUUCAUUAGGGUUCCGAGCUCGGGUGGAUUCUCUCUUGCAUCCACAGAACGUGUUAUCUAUGUCGAGAAGGGGUUUUCUGACUGGAAAGAUCAGCAUGGCCUAACUUUGGUUCCACCCUCGGUAUUUCAGUUUGCGGGACUAUUCCGUGAUGAUCUCCAGGAACUCACCAACAGUACCUGGGACAUUCGAACCGCGCAGGAAUUUCCAGAACACGCAUCAGGAAUAUUUCUUGGUCGCUCACCAGCGCAAAAUCAUCUGACCUAUGAGGAUGGCACAACUUCAGAAGAGGGGUACGAAAUCGUGGUCCAAAAUGACCGUGUUUCUAUCCUGGGUUCAGGCGCGCGAGGAAUGUGGUGGGGAACUCGGACACUGCUGCAACAACUCGUUCUGAACUCGCAUUCAAUCCCGGCUGGUCGUGCGCAAGAUGCACCCGCUUACGCGACGAGAGGCUUCAUGUUGGAUGCCGGUCGGAAAUGGUAUUCUUUGGAUUACUUGAAAGACCUUUGCACCUACGCCUCAUUGUUCAAACUAUCCGAAUUUCAUUACCAUGCAACGGACAACUACCCUCUGUCACGAGGACCGAAUAUGACCUGGAACGAUGUGUACUCCCAAUUUUCUCUCAGGCCGGAGAACCCGGAGCUUAUGCCCCUAGUUCAACGAAUCAAUGAGACUCUAUCGCGAUCCGAGUUUGAUGACUUUCAGCGUCACUGUGCUCUGCGAGGAAUUACGGUGAUUCCGGAGAUUGAAGCCCCAGGGCAUUGUCUAUCGGUGACUAAAUGGAAGCCAGAGUUGGCCUUGCACCAACAGGAUCUACUCAACCUGUCACACCCAGAAACAAUUCCACUCGUCAAAUCAAUCUGGACGGAAUUUCUUCCUUGGUUCCAUACCAAGGAGGUUCACAUUGGCGCCGAUGAAUACGACGCCACGUUAGCCGAUGACUACAUCGGUUUCGUCAAUGAGAUGUCUCGAUUCAUCUAUCAGACCCACCAAAAGAGCAUUCGGAUCUGGGGCACCUACGAGCCAUCCAAGUCUCGGUCAAUUGACCGAAACAUUACCAUACAGCAUUGGCAGUACGGACAGUCGGAUCCUGUACAGCUGGCUCAAACUGGAUACCGCAUCAUUAACUCUGAAGACUGGUGGGCUUAUCUGUCGUUGAAGAACGAUCAUGUUCCCAUCACACCAGCUCCCUAUCCUCAGUUCUUUAAUAAUUCCCGUGUUUUGGAUUUCGCCGACAUCGAAGGUUGGCAGUGGACCCCACAGCUCUUCAAUCCAGUGAACAAGACAGAGCAGCCCGACUCAAAAGCUGUGCGGGGUGCCACUAUGGCGGCAUGGAAUGACAAUGGGCCGGAUGCAACUACACAGCUAGAGGCGUAUUAUGCGAUCCGAAAUGGUAUCCCUGUUGUUGGAUCACGCGCAUGGUCAGGGACCCGCGGACCUAGACUUUCUGUGUCUACCCUGGACGACUCUAUUGCGCGACUAACAGCACAUGCUAUUGGUCAAAACUUGGACCGAAAAAUCUUCCGAGAGUCAGCGCAACCUCUCGAUCCAGUUUUCUCAUGGAGCAAACCUCAGGCGGACCCCUCCCGGCAGGGCUAUCCGAUAGGACUGGGCAGCAAGGGAAUGAAUUAUACCUUGCGAUUGGAUGUCACCGGUCCCUUUACCAUUGAGUCAACCGAUACUACUCUUUCUUUGUCUGAAGAUGGCCAGUUAAUCUUUACCGCUGACGGAUGGCCAUAUCCUCUUCGUUCCGUUGCAGAGACCGAUGGAUUUGACUCGGCUAAGCCUGGGAGAAUCUGGGCAAACAUGACCAGCUCGAACCACAAGGUCGUCGAGGUGCCUAGGGAUGCCCAUAUCACUAUCACUACAGAUGAAGUCUCCGGCAGCCGUGUAUGGAUCGAUGGUUAUUUCGUAGGGCGCUUCGAGGUUUUCGUGUAUGGUGGUCAUAACGAGAAUUUCUCAUGGAGCCAAAUGGCCUUUGUAGCCCCGCUCGAUGCCGUUCAUGGGACAGGGUUACAGAGCAUGACACUUGAAGGUUCUCCCUGA
Penicillium maclennaniae is the source of this 2109-nucleotide messenger RNA. Its product is annotated as beta-N-acetylhexosaminidase. The record is from RefSeq and is a predicted model, not a curated record. Gene Ontology annotation, biological process: carbohydrate metabolic process. The transcript has a single exon. Gene Ontology annotation, molecular function: beta-N-acetylhexosaminidase activity. NCBI's taxonomy places the organism in Eukaryota, Fungi, Ascomycota, Eurotiomycetes, Eurotiales, Aspergillaceae. Bases 1 to 2109 code for a protein of 702 amino acids.